This is a messenger RNA of Telopea speciosissima, 1125 nucleotides long. RefSeq names its product MDIS1-interacting receptor like kinase 2-like. Lineage: Eukaryota; Viridiplantae; Streptophyta; Magnoliopsida; Proteales; Proteaceae. The coding region runs from base 1 to 1044 and encodes 347 amino acids. Gene Ontology annotation, molecular function: ATP binding; protein kinase activity. The transcript has 3 exons. Gene Ontology annotation, biological process: protein phosphorylation. The record is from RefSeq and is a predicted model, not a curated record.
AUGCUUGUUCUGUCCGUGGAUGUAGGUGUUUCACCGAACCACGUUAAAUCGUCCGUGUCUCCUCGCAUUGCUAUAUCGAUCCAAUUCUACAUAAGAGCACAACAAAAUGGAGAUAUAUUUUUCAUAUGGAACUACGACGGGACAAUUGCAUAUAAUGACAUCAUGGAAGCUACAGAAGAAUUUGACAUCAAAUAUUGCAUUGGCACUGGAGGUUAUGGGAGCGUUUACAUAGCAAAGCUACCUACAGGGAACGUAGUAGCUGUGAAAAAACUUCAUCGCCAAGAAGCUGAGGAGAAAGCCUUUGAGAAGAACUUCACUAAUGAGAUACAUGUAUUAACAAGAAUAAGGCAACGGAACAUUGUGAAACUGUAUGGGUUUUGCUCCCAUCCAAGGUGUAAUUUCUUAAUUUAUGAAUACAUAGAUAUGGGAAGCUUAGCUUAUGUUCUUGGAAAUGAAGCAGAAACCGUAGAAUUGGAUUGGAAGAAAUGUAUAAAUGUCAUCAAAGGGGUUGCUCAUGCUUUGUCUUACAUGCAUCAUGAUUGCACACCACCAUUAAUUCAUCGGGACAUAUCGAGCAACAAUAUCUUGUUGGAUGCAGAUCUCGAGCCUCAUGUCACUGAUUUUGGAACUUCUAGAUUUCAAAAUCCUGAUUCAUCCAAUCGCACUAUAAUUGCAGGCACAUAUGGAUAUAUUGCUCCAGAGCUUGCUUAUACAAUGGUUGUGACGGAAAAAUGCGAUGUUUAUAGCUUUGGGGUAGGGGUAUUGGCAAUAGAGAUAAUUAUGGGAAACCAUCCGGGUGAACUCAUCUCUUCAUUAUCCUUUCCAAAUGCAAAAGACAUUAUACUAAAGGAUGUGUUAGACUCGCGUCUUCCACCACCAACACAAUUGGUAGCAGAAAAUCUGAGUUUCUCAAUGAUGCUUGGAAUUGCAUGCUUGCACACCAAUCCAAAAUCUCGUCCAACUAUGCAAUACGUGUCUCAGGAACUAGGAAGUCCUACGAACCCUGAUGGCAUCCCUUUUGCACAAAUUCAUUGUGGCAAUUAGGCACAUCAAAAUAAAUUCAAAUCCAUAAAGUUUCUUGUAAGUGGAUCAUAGAUUGCUAAGGUGUUUUCAUGAUGUAUUUAA